Molecule: messenger RNA, 306 nt
Organism: Arabis nemorensis
Lineage: Eukaryota; Viridiplantae; Streptophyta; Magnoliopsida; Brassicales; Brassicaceae
Source: the annotation of a GenBank genome assembly
AUGAGAGCCUCCGCCGCUUCGUCGGCUAGUGAAGGGAUCAAUAGCUCGAGUGGUGAUGUUGACCCGAGAUUCAAACAAAGUAGACCCACCGGUUUGAUGAAUUCGCAGUCGCCGUCGAUGUUCACCGUACCGCCAGGGCUAAGUCCGGCGAUGUUGUUGGAUUCACCGAGCUUCUUGGGUCUUUUCUCUCCCGUUCAGGGUUCGUAUGGAAUGACGCAUCAGCAAGCUCUAGCUCAAGUGACUGCUCAAACAGUUCAAGCCAAUGCCAAUAUGAAACCGCAAACCGAGUACCCUCCUUCCUCUUAG